This is a messenger RNA of Staurois parvus, 262 nucleotides long. NCBI's taxonomy places the organism in Eukaryota, Metazoa, Chordata, Amphibia, Anura, Ranidae. The record is from the annotation of a GenBank genome assembly.
UACAUUUCUUUGGUGAAAAUAACCCAAAUCAGUAUUUAUUAUUUAGUCUGUAGGAAAGUUAUAGAGUUCACAAACUAUGGGAUAUAUCUGAAAAUUGAUCAAUCCUGAAGUACUGAAAGCCAAUCUAAUUUCUUGAGGCCCAAAAAUGUCACAACAGUAUAGAUAUCCCCCAAAUUACCCCUUUUUGCAAAGUAGACAGUCUGACGUAUUUCAUAAGAGGCCAUUUUUUGGAAAUCUUGUGUUUUUGUUCUGUUUCCUUUGU